AGAGACAGGACAUUAAAAGGAUUGUCUUUGUGCACGAUGGCAUCUUUUGGACUUGAGAUUACUGGCAUAUCCCUGUCCUUGCUGGGCUGGGUGCUGAGCGUCAUCAGCUGUGCCCUGCCGAUGUGGAGGGUCACGGCCUUCAUUGGCGCCAACAUCGUCACUGCUCAGGUGUACUGGGAGGGACUGUGGAUGAACUGCGUGUUCCAGAGCACGGGGCAGAUGCAGUGUAAAGUCUACGACUCCAUGCUGGCUCUACCUCAGGACCUGCAGGCCGCCCGGGCGCUCACCGUCGUCGCCAUGAUCGUGGGCUUGGUGGCACUCCUCAUCGCCAUGGUGGGAGCAAAGUGCACCAACUGCAUCGAGGAAGAGGCAGUUAAAGCCAGGGUGAUGGCUGCCUCCGGGGGUGCCUUCAUCACAGCGGCCCUGGCCCAGCUAGUGCCUGUUUCCUGGUCGGCGCACACCAUCAUCGUCGAGUUCUAUAGUCCGAUCAUCCCCAUAGGACAGAAGAUGGAGAUCGGGGCGGCGCUGUACCUGGGCUGGGCUGCCUCGGCCCUGCUGCUGAUCGGGGGGGCCAUCCUCUGCUGCAGCUGCCCUCCGCAGGAAGAGAAACAAAUGCGGUACAGCAUCCACCCUCAGAGUCGUAUUGCUUACUCUGCUGCUCCAAGGUCAGUGGCUCAGAGCUCCUACAAACACAGGGACUAUGUCUGA
This is a messenger RNA of Stegastes partitus (bicolor damselfish), 708 nucleotides long. RefSeq names its product claudin-4-like. The record is from RefSeq and is a predicted model, not a curated record. Lineage: Eukaryota; Metazoa; Chordata; Actinopteri; Pomacentridae. Bases 37 to 708 code for a protein of 223 amino acids. Gene Ontology annotation, molecular function: structural molecule activity. Gene Ontology annotation, cellular component: bicellular tight junction; membrane. The transcript has a single exon.